Messenger RNA from Cotesia congregata, 864 nucleotides. The record is from the annotation of a GenBank genome assembly. NCBI's taxonomy places the organism in Eukaryota, Metazoa, Arthropoda, Insecta, Hymenoptera, Braconidae.
AUGAAAGUAACAGUAUCAAUUCAAAUCCUCGAAAACGAGCUAGAUUCAAAAGAAUUUAAAUACGGUUAUGAUGAAAAACUUUUCAAUAGUCACUAUGAUGCGAGAAACGUUAGGAACCAAUUAGCUGAUACAAAUUUUAAAUUAACUAAUUUUGUGACACAUUAUCAUGAAUCACAAUAUUCAAUUCUGACAAUGAAAACAGAUUAUUUAAGGGCAUUCACUGAAAUCGAAAUAAAUCAUCAGUUCAUAUUCAUCACACUCUUUGUUUUGUUCUUAAUUGCAGUAAUCAUAAUCGUGAACAAUAAAUAUAACGUGAGCGAAGGAAUCAUGGACAUUGUAAGCAUGUCACUGAGCAUGGGGAUAAUAUCGCCAAUGGGACGUCUCUCAAUGAGGAUCAUUUAUUUCUUCGGAUUUUUAUUCAUUUUUGUGGUGAUGCCUGAAUUCCAAGGAGAAAUUUCGGCCAUUCUAUCACAACCUGCGAGACGCAAUGUCGAAACCCUAAAGGACUUAUUCGACAACAAGUAUCAUGUGUUUUACGAUGGGAUAUUGAGAAAAGAUAUGAUUAAUGCAAAAUUGUGGGUGACCGAAGAGGACCAGAAAUACUUACAUCUAUCUUCUCAUGCUGGGAUCGAUAAAUGUACGAUAGAAGCCCAACGAAAUUCAAGUAUUGCUUGCAUCAGCAAAACUACCGAACAACUACUAAACCUUUUGAACCUCAAAAAUCUCUAUGUAUCAAAAGAAAUCACGUUCAAGAAAUAUUUUGUGUAUUGGACUAAGAAGAAUUGGGCGCUGAAGGAAAAAAUUGAUAGGAAGGAAACUCCGUUCGAUACCGGUGGAAACAGGAUUAACUUACCAUCACGAUGA